CAGUUUCACAUAUUGUCAUUGACAAUUCUUAUGACUGAUAUCGUUUCUAGAAAUACUACAAUAUAUAGAAGUAUUUAUCAUGAUUUGUUUAUUGGAAUUGCGCUGGAUAAAUCAAUUAAAAUUUUUGGUAUUUUGAAAUUCAUCAAUGUGUAAGAUUAUAUGUGCAAAUACACAGUUAUUAUCGUCAAUCUAUUCGAAAGAAAAUAAUUAAAUAUGACUAAAGUCGCAAACAUAUUUUAUUCUCUCGUUUGUAUAUUUGGAGUAUUAAAUGCUGUUAAUGCUGAAAUUGAAAAAAAUAUAAUUGGAGAAGAGCCUUUUAAGGAUACAAAUAAUGUUAUAGAUGUGCCAUAUACCCAAAAUAUAAAAGAAAAGUUGAUUUCAAGGUUGAAGCGAGAAAUACAAAAUAUUUCUAGUUCGAGUGAACUUCCCGUAACAGUUCCCGUAAAUGUAGCAAAUUCAACAGUACAUAUAAAUGUAACAACGGAAAGUCCCAAUACUAACAACGAAAGUUUUACAAAUUCUUCAACAUCACCUGUUCCACAGGUAAAUGUAUCUUCAACUGUCGCGCCGAAUGCUUCGGAUGUCAGUCCUUCUGAUACAGCAGCCCUUCCUGGGAAGAGUUCAGCAGAAGAUGAACACAAUAGUUCUAUGGCCAUAUUUUUUGUACUGUGUGUUUUAGCUCUUGGGAUAUUACUUAUACACCUCAUGCUGCAAACUGGAUUUUCAUAUUUGCCAGAGAGUGUUGUCAUAGUAUUCUUGGGUGCUCUUAUUGGCAUGCUUAUCAACUUAAUGUCUAUUAGGAAUAUAGCCAAUUGGAGAAAAGAGGAAGCAUUUUCACCAACUGCUUUUUUCUUAGUCCUCUUACCACCUAUAAUUUUUGAAUCUGGUUACAAUCUCCAUAAGGGUAAUUUCUUUCAGAAUAUUGGUUCUAUAUUAUUGUUUGCAAUUGUUGGUACUGCAAUAUCUGCAUUUGUAAUUGGAGCUGGAAUUUAUUUAUUGGGAUUGGCUCAAGUUGUUUAUAAGCUGAGUUUUGUAGAAUCAUUUGCAUUUGGUUCCCUGAUAUCAGCCGUUGAUCCUGUGGCUACAGUUGCUAUUUUUCAUGCUCUGGAUGUUGAUCCAGUAUUAAAUAUGUUAGUUUUUGGAGAGAGUAUAUUAAAUGAUGCUGUUGCAAUUGUUCUUACUACAGCUGUACUAGGUUCUAAUGAUCCAGUCAUGUCAACAAUGGAUGCAAUCUUAUCUGCAAUAAACCGAUUCUGGCUCAUGUUUUUUGCGUCAGCUGGUAUUGGGGUUGUUUUUGCACUUAUAAGUGCUCUUUUACUAAAACAUGUAGAUUUGCGGAAAAAUCCAUCACUGGAAUUUGGAAUGAUGCUUGUGUUUACAUAUGCACCAUAUGUGCUUGCUGAAGGAAUCCAUUUGUCUGGUAUAAUGGCGAUAUUGUUUUGUGGUAUUGUUAUGUCCCACUACACCCACUUCAAUUUGUCCACAGUAACACAGGUUACUAUGCAGCAAACUAUGAGGACUCUUGCUUUCAUUGCAGAGACAUGUGUGUUUGCUUAUCUUGGAUUAGCUAUAUUUAGUUUUCACCAUAGAGUUGAACCAGCACUCGUUGUUUGGAGUAUAGUGCUUUGUCUACUAGGAAGGGCUGCUAAUAUAUUUCCACUUGCAUUACUUUGUAAUAAAUUCCGAGAACAUAAGAUAACAAAAAAAAUGAUGUUUAUAAUGUGGUUUAGCGGGUUACGAGGUGCAAUAUCUUAUGCACUUUCUUUACAUCUUGAUUUUUCUGACGAAACUCGACACGUAAUUAUUACCACUACCCUCAUAAUCGUGCUGUUUACUACGUUGUUCUUUGGUGGUUCUACUAUGCCAUUAUUGAAAUUCCUGCGGGCUAACAAGAAAACAAAGCGAUCUCGAUCAUUGCGGAAGCAAAAGGAAGUCAGUUUAUCUAAAACAAAAGAAUGGGGACAAACAAUUGACUCGGAGCAUCUAUCGGAAAUUACUGAAGAAGAAUUGGAGGUUAACUACUCUCAUGCUACUAGACUGAAAGGAUUUGUGCGGUUGGAUAUUAAAUAUCUCAUACCAUUCUUUACCAGGCGAUUUACACAUCAGGAAUUGAAAGAUUGUAAGAGUCAAAUGACAGACCUCACCAACCAGUGGUACCAAGCGAUAAGAAUAUCAAAUGAUCACGAUACAGAUGAAGAAGAAAGUAUACAACAAAGUUCCUUAUCAAAUUCCCGCUCAAGUUUACAAAGAGGCGUGUGAGCUAGUGAAAUCAAUACUAUCAGUAUUUAGCAUAUUUUUAUUUUAAUCUUUACAUCUUUUCCGCGCGUUAUUGUGGAAGAAUAUGUACAUCUGAAAUUUACUUUAAGUUUCCAUUCAAUUGACCAUGUAGGACCCUUAUUCUUUUCCUCACCCUUCCCUUUCCAUUCCCUUAUUCCCGUCUACACUCACAAGAUUUUUGUAUCAAAUUCUUUUCAAAAGAUUUCUAAACAGAACUAUUCCUUAUAACUUCAUUGACGUUUAAUUAUGAACUAGACUCGCAAUUGUUUAAAAGGUCCUCUAAAAAAAUGACCGAACGGCGUUGUAUACACGCAUUAAUUUAUGAAUAUUAAUUCAAAUUACCAGUUGAUACUUAUUUCUUUGCAUGCUCAAAGACUAUCGCUUACGCUCAUGCGGGACGGAUGAUAAUCAUAAGAGACGGAUGCGAAAAGUUAUUUAUUAUUUGGUUAGUUUUGCACUGAAUGUUUUGUGUGGUUUUUGUUCCAAGCACGAUUACUGUAAUUCUGCCUAAAGAACCCAAAGGUGGAUUUAAGCUUCGGUUAGUUUUUGAACGGGUUUGUGAGUCUAGUUGUAUAGUCUGCGACUGCGUCAAUAAAUAGCUAAUAUUUGCAUAUGACGCACAAAUAUAGUUAAAAUUCAAUUUAAUGUUAAUAAAUGUAAAGUACAUUUCAAAAUUUGUAAAAUUUGUUUUGUUUAAAGUAGUAUGUUUAAAUGAAUUCGAUUCGUUUAAAUUAUUUUCUUUUUGUAAAUUUUAUGCAUUUUGUGAAUGACAUAUGGCACUAUCUGAUGAUUAUGAUUUCUCAGGAUAUAUACUUUGACAACGGAGAAUGCUGAAUGACGUUUAUAUAUAUGUCAGGCUAGUAUAAGAUUCUGUGUAAUACAUAAAGGGUUAAAAUACCAAUGUAUUGGCUAAUGAUAUAUAUGAAAGAAACUCAUCUCUCAUUCAAGAUUCUUGUAAAUUUACUAAUACCUGAUACUAAUAUCCUGACUAAUAGUUUAAUUGUUAAAUAAAACUGACCAGACCUUCAAUGGUUCCACCAUUCUUAAAUUCUGUAAAAAAAGAAAGCAUAUUUAUUUUAUAGAAUAAUUUUGUAAAGGAAAUUUUAACAUGAAAAAGUAAAAUAAUUUAAUACAAAAAAAAAUAUAAUAAUGAAUUUGAAUGUACUUAGGAAAUAAAAAUAAAUCGUCCUGCUAAUUAUAAAUUAUGUGAUGCCUUUCUGUAGUCAGCUAUUGUGAUAAUGAUAUAUAGUAUUAUUUAUUAAGUAUUAUUAUUAUUAGUUAAAUUAUAUGCACAAAGUUGUAAAAAUAUUGUAUAGCAUUAUGGAAUCUUUAUUGGUUGUGUCAAAUAUGUGCACUUAAUCAUAUUUUGUAACAGUAAGAAAUGUAUUUUUUUUUGCUUCUUUUAUCACAAAUAUAUGUGAGAAAAUUGAGUAAGCCAAUUAUGAAAAAAACAUUUUCAUAAAUUGAAUUUUAUCAUCAGCCCAUAUGUUUCCACUGAUGGGAUACAGGCCUCUUAUGAGGGUUCAGGUUAUAAUCCACUACACUAGCCAAGUAAGUGCGGGUUGGCAGAUGUCACAUAUCGUCGAACUUUUUGAUUCUCGGACAUGCCGGUUUCGCGAUGUUUUCCUUCACCGUUUUAAGCAGUGGUGAUGUUAUCUACAUUUGCAGAUAAAUUGAAAAAUCAAUUUACUAACUGCACGCUCGCCCGGUCUCGAACCCCGACUUAUCGAUUUUAAAGUCCGAGGUUCUCACCACUGAGCCACCACUGCUUCGAAUUGAAUUUGACAUAUUGACAAUCGUAAAUAAUUAAUGUCACCAAAGUUACAAUUUGUAAUUGUUUUUUCUUAUAUAUUUUUGUAUAUGAAAUUUAAUUUACUGGGUAGAUUAAUAGAGAUAAAUGAUAAGACAGUAAAUAUUGAAAUCAAUAUGUAUUAAAAACACAAUGUGUUAUUCAUAGCUUAUUAUAGCUUUUAUUGCAUCUAAUUUGUUGAUGGGUGUAAUCAUAAUUUUGAAAUUGCACAAAA
Zerene cesonia (dogface butterfly) is the source of this 4301-nucleotide messenger RNA. It is a transcript of the gene Nhe1, whose product is annotated as sodium/hydrogen exchanger 8. Gene Ontology annotation, biological process: sodium ion transport; proton transmembrane transport; regulation of pH. Gene Ontology annotation, molecular function: sodium:proton antiporter activity. The record is from RefSeq and is a predicted model, not a curated record. Gene Ontology annotation, cellular component: Golgi apparatus; membrane. NCBI's taxonomy places the organism in Eukaryota, Metazoa, Arthropoda, Insecta, Lepidoptera, Pieridae. The transcript is spliced from 7 exons. The coding region runs from base 214 to 2259 and encodes 681 amino acids.